Pogona vitticeps (central bearded dragon) is the source of this 1503-nucleotide messenger RNA. The record is from RefSeq and is a predicted model, not a curated record. NCBI's taxonomy places the organism in Eukaryota, Metazoa, Chordata, Lepidosauria, Squamata, Agamidae.
AUGGGUGACUGGAACUUUCUGGGGAGACUAUUAGAGAAUGCGCAAGAGCACUCCACAGUUAUUGGCAAAGUUUGGCUGACGGUACUGUUUAUCUUCAGGAUCCUGGUGCUGGGGGCUGCAGCUGAGGAGGUUUGGGGAGAUGAGCAAUCAGACUUUACAUGCAACACACAGCAACCUGGUUGUGAAAAUGUCUGCUAUGAUGAAGCCUUCCCCAUCUCUCAUAUUCGUUUCUGGGUGCUGCAGAUCAUUUUUGUUUCCACCCCAACUCUCAUCUACCUGGGUCAUGUUCUUCACAUUGUGCGCAUGGAGGAAAAGAAGAAAGAGAAGGAAGAACAGAUGAGACAAACAGGAAAUUCCAGCCACUUACAGGGAUCCAAAGGGGAAGUGGGCAAUGGGGAUAACAGCAACAAAGAGUCACCUCCCCAAAAAGAUGAAAAAUUACCACUCCGGGAUGAGCGUGGGAAGAUUCGCAUGGCAGGUGCCCUGCUACGCACCUAUGUUUUCAAUAUUAUCUUUAAAACUCUCUUUGAGGUUGCCUUUAUUGUGGGCCAAUACUUCCUAUAUGGUUUUCAGCUGAAGCCACUCUAUCGCUGUGGCCGUUGGCCCUGCCCAAACAUGGUGGAUUGCUUUAUUUCACGACCCACAGAGAAGACAGUUUUCAUUGUCUUCAUGCUGGCUGUGGCCUGUCUUUCACUGUUGCUCAACAUGUUUGAAAUGUACCACUUGGGAUGGAAGAAGUUCAAGCAAGGCAUGACCAGCAGACCCAUCCAAGCAGCACCUGCCUUCACUACCAUUGCAGCUAUAACCUCAGAAGUGGAAGACUCCAAACCUGUCUCUCUGUCAGCAUUGCCUCCAACUGCAGAAGCUCCUGUUGCUUCAGUCACUAUGCCUGAAACUCGUGCCAUCACCCCACUGACUUUUCCACAAACUGAGUUGCCACAUUAUGCUGAGGCUACCGCUAGGCCACCUCAACCAGUCUCUGGUUCAACCUCUUUGGCUGGAUAUCCAGCUGGAGAGGAGAGGCUCAAACCCAUCAGGCACACUGCGGUCUCCACCCCUAUAACAACAACAUCUUCCAUGCCUUCACCUUCACCGGUUGUCACCUCCUACUUCAACAACCAUGCACUGGCUCAUGAGCAGAACUGGGCCAAUUUGGCAGUUGAGCAGCAGAGAAAAAUGCCUGUCUCUAGCUCAGUUGCCUCUUCUACCCCUAGCAGUUUCCAACAAUCACAUCCGGAACAAGAAGAACCCAGUGAGCACCAUCUACCUCCACCAUCUCUCUCACCCGUAGCUGCUGCCAACAGCAGUAGCAUGAGUACCAGCCUGAGUGAGGGAAGUGGCAGCAAAUGGGGUGGAGAAGGUGAAGAUGAAGACAGGCCCAUGUCAGCAACCUGCACUCUGGUGGAGAUGCAUGAUCCACCGCUGCUCAUAGACACACGUCGCUUGAGCAGGGCUAGUAAGUCUAGCAGCAGUAGAGCCAGAUCAGAUGACUUGACCGUGUAA